AUUUGGGAAUAAGUUGCAGAAACAUUUCUCUAGACGUUAGUUUUGGAACGUCUCUUAAAAACAACAAAGAAUGCGUUCAGACUUUGCAGACAUCCGGAUGAACCCUGGGCAUGAUUGGAUGGCAGAUCUGAGAAACACACGUAAAUGGAAAAGAGAAGUGUGCGCUUCUCUUCCAUCUCAUAAUGAACGGAAAUACGGAGUGGUUUUUUUUUCACAGAUGCUGGGUUUGUUGUGAGCCCUGAGAUGAGAAGAGACGUUCUGUGAGGAGGAGGAAGGGAGAGUCUGACAUCAUCACAUUAGGAUUCAAUCAUAAGAGCCUGGAAAGAUGAGCACACACGCACACACAUCAUAGACAAGCUAAACAGACAAUUUGUUGGGUUUUGCAUGUGUUUGCCAGUCUGAUGAUCAGAAAGAAGCACUGAGUACAAGUUGAGUUAUUCUGAGACCCCUUGGCCACAUUAAACAAGAGCAGAGCAAGUCAGCAGAUCUCCAGACGUCAUGCCCCACCACAAAUAACCGACGAGUCGGCACGAUUUCUUUCAUGCAGAGCCCCGCUGCGGUGAAGUUUCUGCUUUAAUCAGGAAUGGUUUGGCUGAGAAGGGCAUCUUUACUCAAACCCUGGACUUCUGUGUUUGGCUGUAAAUCAGAGGACCCAUCUGAUAUCUGGAUCAGACCGCUGCAGAUACACUAGCAUCGUGUCCAAUGUUUUUUAAACCGCUGAAGAUUUGGUCACACGGCUUUGAAGAUGGACGUCAGGACUCGACUCGAUUUGUCUGUCUCGUAAGCAAGAACACAAAUCAAGGCUCAGCCGGCAGACGGGCGUGUGGAAUACAUCACAAACGCUCUCUCACCCGGCACGUGGAGACGGAGGCUGCAGAUCGACACCGCUGGAACAUCUUCAGCUUCUCAGUGCAGUCGUUUCUGUCCCACCUGGAUGUGAUCGACUUUUGGAGACUCGGUUUAAAGCAGACUCACCAGGACCAGGGACCAUAAGUGCAGAGAACCAUGGCUUCACGUCUGACAUUCAGAUGGUUGGUCGUGGCCACCCUGAUGUCGCUAAAUUAUGCCGGACUCAUAAAGAAGGUGAUCAGGCAACGACAGGAUGCUCCGACCAUUCCGGGCACACACAACGUGACCCUCCCGAAUGCCCAGCCUGUGGUUUUCAACCAUGUUUACAACAUCAAGGUACCCGGUGCUUCUCUGUGUUCAGUGGACUUGGACUCACCAGGCGGUUCAGAUCUUGAGCAAAGGGAUGACCCGUCUAGCUCAGAGGUGAGUGAGCACACCACGGACGGGCAAAACCAGAUCGUCUUCACCCAUCGCAUCAACAUCCCCAAGCAGGCCUGUGGGUGUAAGGAGGGACUGCCUGACAUGAAGGAUCUUCUGAAUCGACUCGAGAUGCUGGAGGGUGAAGUGUCCACGCUAAGGGAACAAUGCAGCGGAGAAACUACAUGCUGCAGCGCACAGGUCACAGGUGCGAUUGGUACAAAGCCGUACUGCAACGGUCGUGGAAACUACAGCACUGAGAUCUGUGCUUGCAUCUGUCAGCCAGGCUGGAAGGGUCCCAAAUGUAUGAUUCCUGAUUGUCCCGGAGACUGUAGCGACCGGGGCCGUUGUGUUAACGGAAGGUGCGAGUGCUUCGAUGGCUUCUACGGUAUGGACUGCAGCUGUCCUGUUGACUGCGGGUUGAACGGACUGUGCGUUAACGGGGUCUGCGUUUGCGUUGAGGGUAUCUCAGGGGAGGACUGCUUAGAGUCGGCCUGCCCUGAAAACUGCCGGGGUCGGGGCAGUUGCAUGGAUGGCGAGUGCACGUGCAAUGAGCCCUGGACUGGCUUUGAUUGCUCUGAACUCAUCUGCCCGAAAGACUGUUACGACCGUGGGCACUGCAACAACGGAACCUGUUACUGCGAUGCAGGCUUCACCGGAGAGGACUGCGGGGCACGCGUUUGUCCCAGCGACUGCUCCGGACGAGGUUUCUGCAUCGAUGGGCGGUGCGUAUGUGAUGCGGGAUACACGGCCGAGGACUGCUCUGUCUUGACCUGUCCAAAUGACUGCAAUGGCAGGGGACGUUGCGUCAAUGGGAUGUGUAUUUGCAAUGCAGGUUACCGCGGCGAGGAUUGCAGUAAGAUGUCGUGCCCGAGCAACUGCAACGGGAGGGGUCACUGCAUCGACGGACGUUGUGAAUGCGACGUCGGAUUCCAGGGUCCUGACUGCUCGGAGUUCAGCUGCCCUAAUGACUGCAACGACCGGGGUCGCUGCUUGAAUGGUCAGUGCGUGUGCGAGGAGGGAUUUGCUGGUGAGGAUUGCAGCUUCAAAACCUGCCCGUCAGACUGUUAUGGCCAAGGUCGGUGCGUGGAUGGGAAGUGCCUCUGCUUUCCAGACUUUGCUGGAGAAGACUGCAGUCAAGCUAGCUGCCCGAGCAACUGCCUGAACCGUGGGCGCUGCGUCGCCGGACAGUGCGUCUGCGAUGAAGGUUACACCGGGGAAGACUGCAGUCAAACGAAAUGCCCCAACGACUGCCUUGGCCGUGGAAAGUGUGUGGAGGGCCGCUGUGUGUGUCCUGAUGGUUUUGAGGGGCAGGACUGCUCGGUUUUAACCUGCCCUGGAAACUGUAAUAAUCACGGACGAUGCGUCCAUGGCAAAUGCUUGUGCGAUGAAGGUUUUGUUGGAGACGCCUGUGGAGAGAGAGGCUGUCCUAACAACUGUGGGGACGCAGGGCUGUGUGUGGAUGGCCGCUGCAUUUGUGAUGAAGGCUACGUUGGAGAGGAUUGCUCUGAAGUCUCACCACCGAAAGACUUGAUUGUUGAUGAUGUCUCUCCGGAUAAGAUGAACCUCGGGUGGAAAAACGAGAUGCUGGUGACGGAUUAUUUGAUCACUUACACCCCGACAUCACCGGGUGGCCUGCAGAUGGACUUGCGUGUACCUGGAGAUCACACCUCAGCCACCGUUUCCGAGCUGGAACCUGGUAUUGAGUAUCUGAUCAAUGUUUAUGCUGUUCUCAACAACAAGAAGAGCGUUCCAGUCAGCGUCAGAGUGGCCACACGUCUACCGCAACCGGAAGGCCUAAAGUUUAAAUCCGUCCAGGAAACAUCUGUACUGGUUUCGUGGGACACGCUGAAGUUUCCGUUUGAUGGCUGGGAGCUUAUUUUUCGCAACACGAAAGAGGAAAAUGGGAAGAUUGUGCACACUCUUAAACCUUCACAGACCAGCUUUGAGCAGACGGGUCUGGGCCCAGGACAGGAGUAUGAGGUGUCAUUGGGCAUCAUAAAGAACAACAACACAGGACCUCAGACCAGCGCCAACGUAGUCACGAGAAUCUAUUCUCCCAAGCAAGUCGAUGUUGGAGAUGUAACGGAUCGUUCAGCAGUGAUUUCCUGGUCCAAGCCUGUAGCAGAGGUGGAUGGAUUCAGGGUUUCAUACGGGCCGAGCACAGACCCGUCAGCACGCCGUGACAUCAGCCUGCCUGCCACAAGCACACAAUACAAUCUGGAAGACCUGAACCCAGACACGGAGUACACCGUUUCUCUCACUUCCACAAGGGCCGAGGAGGCCAGCGAACCUGUAUCUACAAGCUUCAUCACAGGUCUGGAUGCUCCGAGAGAUCACCAGGCUGUAGCUCAGACGGACAACAGCAUCACAGUCGAAUGGAAGAACAGCCGAUCGUUUGUCGAUGGCUAUCGAAUAAAGUUCGGACCCAUCGCAGGAGGUUCUCACGGCGAGGAAAUGAUCCCCAGAGGAGCCGGAGACACAACGCGGACCACAAUUACUGGUCUGAAGCCCGGCAUCGAGUAUGGCAUUGGAGUCACAGCUGUGAAGAAUGAAAUGGAGAGCGAACCAGCGACCAUUAAUGCACUGACCGAUCUCGAUGCUCCUCGGGAUCUGGAAGUGCGAGACUCCACAGAAACCACCCUGGAGCUGGCCUGGAAGAAACCCAGGGCCAAGAUCUCCUCUUACAGGUUAGCGUUUGCGUCUCCCGACGGCCGUCAUGAGGAGAUCGGGCUGCCCGCGGCAGCCAACACUUACACCCUGAACAGUUUGAACCCCGGUGUGCGUUACACUAUUACCCUGGUGGCGGAACGGGGCAGGAGGAGAAGUGCCCCGGCAACAGUGUCCGCAUCCACAGCAUCUUUCACUUUUUAUAUAGCCGAAACGGACCCCGAACUCAAUUCUGCCAAUGACUCGGACGACAACGUCAUUAGCUUUGUGUUUCUAGACACCUCUGAGAACCCGUUCUCGGGCAGCGGAGACGAGGAUUCGCCUGACACUUUGAUUGUGUCUAACGUGACAUCCGAUGGAUUUGAUCUUAUGUGGGAUUCAAAUAAGCACGUUGGCUUUGAGAGUUACACUAUAGAAGUUAAAGAUUUCUCAGGGAAAUGGAGCGAGUACGUUCAUCUCCAUAAGGAGGUGACGACCACUAGAAUUCAAGGCCUCAGGGCGUCCACAGAGUAUCAAGUAAGACUUUAUGGAAAAUCCAAAGACCAAAGGUCUUCACUACUAGACGCUGUUGCAUUCACAGCACCAAACUCUACCUCUCCUGAUGUUGUUGCUUUGACCGUCAAAAGUGUCCCAACAACACUGGCAACCCUUCAGCCAGUAGCUACUACCUCCAGUGUUUUGACACAAACCUCGAGUGACGAACUCGAGAGUUUGCGUCAAGUUACCUCUAGUGACUUGAAAGUCACCGAUGUGAGCAGAAAUACUUUGAAGUCUUGGUUGGUUCCUGAAAAAGUCAUUGAUGCCUUCACCAUCGAGCUGAAGUCAAUGUCAAAUAAGUCUAUACAGAAUAUUAUCGAAGUGUCUGGAGAAGCCGGGGAGGUUCACAUAGAUGGUCUGACCCCUGAUGUGAGAUAUGACAUUACUUUGUAUGGGAUGGUGGAGGGCGAUAAAUCACAACCGGUCAGUGUUCAAGUAAAUACAGAGGACCAGAUGGCCGACAUAAGGAAUCUGAGUGUAUCCGAUGUGUCUUGGGAUAGCUUCAAUGUGUCCUGGACCAUUGAUGAGGGCCUUGACUUUCAGAGUUUUGUGAUUGAAGUGGCAAAUUCAGCAGGUGGUCCAGAAAGACAGAACCUGUCGGUAUCUGGUGAUGCUCUUAGUUUGUGGAUGUCUGGGCUCAGCCCCAACACGUCCUACGUUAUUGCGUUAUACGGCAUGCGCGAGGGCUCAAUUCUGGGUCCGCUCUACAUGGAAGCGACCACAGAUGUUGCUCCAGCCAUUGGCAGUCUGUUUGUGUCUAACAUUACAUCCCAGAGUUUCACUGUUUCAUGGAACGACAUGAAAGGAAAUAUUGAGAGUUUUAUCCUGGAGAUUAUAGACUCCAGCUGGCGGAGGGAGCCCGUUGAAUAUAAUCUUACGCAUGGCACACGGUCGUAUGAAAUCACUGAUCUCAGACCAGCCACUGAUUAUAUUGCCUACCUCACUGGAAUUGUGAAGGGACGGAGGACAAACUCCGUCAGCGUCGUCGCCUCCACAGCGGCCGAGCCAGAUUUGUCUGGGCUAGUUGUUUCAAACGUUACAUCAGACGCAGUGUCUCUCUCCUGGCGGACGGGAGAGAAGACGUUUGAUAGUUUUAUAGUCGAGGUGAGAGAGUCUGCUUUGCCAAUGCAGGCGACGGGGCGCACCCUGGCCGCGGGCACACGCUCCACAGUUCUGACGGGCCUGAAGGGAAACACGCAAUACCACAUUAAGCUCUAUGCCACCUCAGGCAGCUCCAACACAGCUGCCCUGACUACCUUAGUAACUACAGAACCUAAACCUAAGUUGGGGCCCGUAAUGGUGUCUGAAAUGAAACCAAGUAGCUUCACAUUGUCGUGGGGUGUGGCGGCGGGUCACUUUGACGGCUUUGUCUUUCAUAUCACUGACCGUGAGCAGAUGUAUGACGUUAGAGAGCUCUUGCUUUCUGGAUCAGAGAGGAACGUAAUUGUCUCUGGUCUUAUGGACUCAACGGUGUUUGACGUUGUGUUUUAUGGUCUGUCUCGUGGGCACCAAACUCCAUCAGUUUCCUUCAAUGCCAGUACAGCACCGUUACCUAAGGUGGAAAACCUCACAGCUUCUGAGAACACCCCGUAUGGUUUUCGGGUGUCCUGGUCGGCACAGUCCAAUGAGGGCUUCAGUCAUUUUCAGGUAAAAGUGUCAGACUCCGGCCAUCUGCUGGAGCCACAAGAGUACAUUGUACAAGGAAACCAGAGCAUGCUGGAUAUUUUGGGCCUGAUAACUGGCAUUGGCUAUGAGGUCAGUGUGACCGGGGUGUCAGAAACGGGGUUACGGUCUCGUCCAAUCACAACAGUGGCUGUUACAGAGGCCGAACCUGAGAUCGAGCACCUGUUCGUGUCAGAUGUCACCCCUGAGAGUUUCCAACUGACGUGGACCGCAGAAGACGACGUCUUUGAUCGAUUUGUGCUCAAAAUUAGAGACGCGAGGAAGCUCUCCCACCCGCGGGAGUUCAUUGUGCCCGGUGAUGAAAGAAACAGAGUUUUAACAGAACUUUUGGGGGGGACCGAAUAUGAAAUUGAGCUUUACGGUGUCUCAAUGGAACAUCGCUCCCAACCGGUUACUGCUGUUGCAAGAACAGGGCUCGGAUCUCUGCGAGACCUUCGCUUCUCCGAUGUCAAGGACACAUCAGCCGUGGUUUACUGGAACGUUCCACGCUCCCAACCGGAUUCCUACAGAAUCACUUACAUCCCGAUCCAAGGAGGUUCUCCAGUCGCACAGACAGUGGAUGGAACACAGUCUCAGGUUCCACUGAUAAAUCUCACUCCCGGAGAGACGUAUCAGGUGUCUGUUAUUGCAGUCAAAGGUCUGGAGGAGAGCGAACCGGUUACAGACAUUCUUAGGACAGCUCUAGACAUGCCACGCAGUCUCACCACUGUCAAUGUGACUGAUACAACAGCGCUGUUGCUGUGGCAACCUGCAGUCGCAACUGUGGAUGGAUAUGUCAUCACAUACAGCGCAGAUGCAGUGCCAGCAAUAUCACAUCAGGUCUCUGGCAACACUGCAGACUUUCAGCUGAGCUCUCUCACACCUGGGACUCCAUACACAGUCGGUGUUUAUGCCAUAAUAAAUGAACAGAAAAGUUCACCGGCAACCACAGAGUUCACAACAGAUAUGGACGCUCCUCGUGACCUGGUGGUCAGUAACAUUCAGAGUGAUGCUGCUGUGCUGAGCUGGAAACCCCCGCGGGCACCCAUCACGGGUUAUAUUCUCACCUAUCAGUCAUCUGACGGGGGGAUCAGGGAGGUGAAUCUGGAGCCGUCGGCCACGUCACAUGGCCUAUCUGAUCUCAGAGAUUCAACUGAACACACUAUCAGACUUCAGGCCGUCACAGACGACAAACGGAGCAAGAAAAUCUCUACCGUUUUUACAACAGUUGAAACGGUCUUCGGGAACCCCGCGGACUGCUCACAGACUCUGCUGGGCGGCGAGACGUCCUCUGGUCCAUACACCAUUUAUAUAAACGGAGAUAAGAAACAACCGGUGGGAACGUACUGUGACAUGACGACUGACGGAGGAGGCUGGAUGGUGUUUCUGAGGCGGCAACACGGCAAGGUUGAUUUCAACAGGAACUGGAAGAAUUACACAGCAGGAUUUGGGGAUAUAAACGAUGAGUUCUGGUUAGGACUUUUAAAUCUUCAUAAAAUCACAGCGAGCGGACAGUAUGAGCUGCGCGUGGACCUUAGGGACGGACAAGAGACCGUAUUUGCUCAGUAUGACAAAUUCUACGUCGGGGAUUCUCGUUCCGGCUACAAGAUCCAAACCGGUGCAUACAGUGGUACCGCAGGGGACUCUUUGAGCUACCAUCAGAACAGACCAUUUUCCACCUACGACAAAGACAAUGACAUCGCUGUCACCAACUGUGCACUGUCUUACAAAGGAGCGUUCUGGUAUAAAAACUGCCAUCGUGUGAAUCUGAUGGGAAGAUUUGGAGACAACAGCCACAGCAGAGGCAUCAAUUGGUUUCACUGGAAAGGUCACGAGCAUUCAAUUCCCUUUGCUGAGAUGAAGAUCCGGCCUGUUCGUUUCAGAAAUUUGGAAGGCAGACGGAAAAGAUCAUAUACUUAAUUUUCCCUUCUUUCUCCUGUUGAAAAGCACACACACCUCGUCUCUCGCCAUAGACAGACACAACCAAAACUCCAGACAACAUUGUGUUUCAUCGCCCCUAUUAUGUGCUUUAAAACUGCACAAUUAAAGGUGAACAUUUUUCUACAAAAAAGUCUACAAAAAAACAGACAUCUGUACACUCUUAAAGAUGACAGAGUGCCAUAGAAGAGAUGCCAUAGAAGAACCAUUUUUUGUUCCACAAUGAACCAUUUAGCCAAAGGUUCUUUUAAGAACCAGCUCUUUCUUACUUUUUAUAAUCUGAAGAACAUUUCAAGGGAAAUGUUUCUUCAAAUUUUAAAGGUUCUUUAUGAAACCAAAAGGCUCUUCUAUGGCAUCAUAGAACCUUUUGAAGCAUCUAUUUUUAAAGAGUGUAGCAUAUGUUUGUGUUAAAUGUAAAAAAUCUCGAAAUAACAGUUUACAGGCAAAUGUGCUGAAGAUUAUGCUGGUGUUUUUUUCCCUAUAAAUCCCCAAAUUAAACUGCUCAGACUGCCAUUUGGAUCAUUAUUGAUUAGCAUCAUUGGAAGCUCUGUUUUCUAUGGCGGAAGUGUCUUUGAGACCAGUGACGUCAUUUCCUCUCCUCUCAUUCCUGCGGCUAAUCAUCACCUAGUUCGGUUGUGACAGACAUGAUGGUGUGUUUACUGUUUUCAGGGUUCAAAAUGUAAACAACUGAGGAAAUGUAAGAAUUAUUCAUUUAUAAUAACCGUAAAGGAAUUUUUUAAUUUUUAUUGUUAUUUUUUGGAAUUUUAUUUUUAUAAUGCUUUUCCCCGAAUUAGAUAACAUAAUGUCUAUAAUCUCUAAAAGCAGAAGUGUUCAAAAUAGAAAAUGUUGUAUGUUGAGAUUUGUAUGUUGUUAACUUCCCAUUUAAACCAUCAAAAGUCACACAAAAAAAUGACAACAUCAAUAUUCCUUGCUACAAUAAAAAACUUUUGUUAAAACUGACUAAGGUCCCCAAAUGUUUAACAGUCAGCGAAUGUAAAUGUGAAAGCAUCAUUUUGUAUUAUUUUAUUUGGACGUCUAAGCAAUGUGUGAAUUUUGAGAU
Molecule: messenger RNA, 9133 nt
Organism: Triplophysa dalaica
Lineage: Eukaryota; Metazoa; Chordata; Actinopteri; Cypriniformes; Nemacheilidae
Gene: tnca
Product: tenascin Ca
Exons: 36
Coding region: 1006-8055 (2349 amino acids)
Molecular function (GO): protein binding
Source: RefSeq, a predicted model, not a curated record